Molecule: messenger RNA, 901 nt
Organism: Fopius arisanus
Lineage: Eukaryota; Metazoa; Arthropoda; Insecta; Hymenoptera; Braconidae
Gene: Bug22
Product: cilia- and flagella-associated protein 20
Exons: 3
Coding region: 265-846 (193 amino acids)
Biological process (GO): positive regulation of cell motility; cilium assembly; regulation of cilium beat frequency involved in ciliary motility
Cellular component (GO): motile cilium; ciliary basal body
Source: RefSeq, a predicted model, not a curated record
CGUUUUAUUUACACAUUUCGGCACGAUUGAAAUUCGAGGAUAAUUGAGAGGCUAGAUCGACCAAACAAUAACUGAAAUUCUACAUUUUUGCAUAAUUAUCAGGACUUAACAUGAAAAUUAAAACAUUAAACUCGUGCUCAUCAUUUUUAUUGAGUAUUUGGGACUAAAAUUUCAGUGAUUAUAUUGUUGCUCCAAAAUCUCACAUUUAUUUUGAAUCCAAUUUCCAAUUCCAAAUUUCAGUUUGCUAUUGGGAAAGAAUACAUAAUGUUCAAAAAUACAUUUCAAAGUGGAUUUUUAUCGAUAUUGUACAGCAUUGGCAGUAAGCCUCUUCAAAUUUGGGACAAGAAAGUGAGAAAUGGACAUAUCAAGAGAAUCACUGAUAAUGAUAUUCAGAGUUUAGUGCUGGAAAUACUUGGAAGUAAUGUCAGCACUACCUAUAUCACGUGCCCAGCUGAUCCCAGGAAGACUCUAGGGAUCAAAUUACCAUUUCUCGUUAUGAUUAUUAAGAAUCUCAAGAAGUAUUUCACAUUCGAAGUGCAGGUUAUCGAUGACAAAAAUGUACGGAGAAGAUUCAGAGCGAGUAAUUAUCAAUCAACAACCAGAGUUAAGCCAUUCAUCUGCACAAUGCCGAUGAGACUGGACGAUGGAUGGAAUCAGAUACAAUUUAAUCUCGCUGAUUUUACGAGACGGGCUUACGGAACCAAUUACGUUGAAACACUGAGAGUACAAAUUCACGCGAAUUGUCGGAUUCGUAGGGUUUAUUUUUCGGACAGACUCUACUCCGAGGACGAGCUACCAGCUGAGUUCAAACUUUUCUUACCCAUUCAGAAUAAGGCUAAAUGUUAAUGAGGCUUGAUGUUGCAAUUACAAUGGAAAUAUACAUGUUUUAUACUUAGGAAAA